Messenger RNA from Triticum dicoccoides, 1201 nucleotides. RefSeq names its product succinate dehydrogenase assembly factor 1, mitochondrial-like. The transcript is spliced from 3 exons. The coding region runs from base 502 to 828 and encodes 108 amino acids. Lineage: Eukaryota; Viridiplantae; Streptophyta; Magnoliopsida; Poales; Poaceae. Gene Ontology annotation, cellular component: mitochondrion. The record is from RefSeq and is a predicted model, not a curated record. Gene Ontology annotation, biological process: mitochondrial respiratory chain complex II assembly.
UUGGCGGCGAGCGACGGACCGCCGGAACGCCCACCUCGAUGAACACGGAGGAGAUGCGUUGGAUCUUGCCGGAUAAACUGGAGAGCCGUGCCCUCCAACGAGGACAUCGCCAUGGCCUGGAGCAGCUGGACGGUGCAGUUCCUAUCGAGGCAGAGCAUGAUGACCGGGCUAUGGCAACGCGAUAGAUCGCGCAUGGCGAGGUGGUGAGGUUGCCGAGCACCAGGAGCGCCCACGGCGACCGGGGACAGAUUGAUGGCCGGCGGCCCGGCGGUUGAGGCAGAGGAGUGAGACGAUGACCAGGAGGGGGAUGAGCAGCAGGUAGAGCGGUAACUUGGUCGCACGGGCCCUGGCUUUGUCGAUGGCGUUGGAGGUUGGACGUGAUGAUGCUUGUGUGCUUGAAUACGGUGGCAUUACAACCUGGGAGCCAAGCGCGUGUUACAACCGGAAAUUAUUUACACCAGGAAUUUGUUGGAGCUUUGAUGACUGCGUCACAAGGAUGAGAUGGCGUCCCGUACAAAGCUAUCUGGUAUCCAGAGGCAGGCCUUGGCAUUAUACAGAGGGUUCCUUCGGACAGCACGGCUCAAGUCCCCAGAGGAGCGCCGCAGGAUCGAGUCUGUUGUCUCCGCAGAGUUCCGUGAGAAUGCCAGGAGUGUCGAUCGCAGGAACUUUGUGUACAUUGAGUAUUUGAUGAGAAGAGGGAAGAGGCAGCUCGAUCAGCUCAAGAAUCCUGAUAUCACUGGACUUUCUACACUUGAAAUAAAUAAGGCCUCUUCUAUUCCAGAACAACGUGUCGAGCAUGAUCUUGGUGUUUCUACUGGGAGACAGUAAAACAAGAAGAGCUUGCUUUUAAUGGUGUCCAACAUAAAAAUGGCCGCAUACGAAAGCUCUUUAUGAUGUAACUUCUCUGGAGCACCUUCAUUUUCUGAUAGGAAUCUCUAGAUGAGUCUCGUAGCAUCUUAUUGCCCUCUGGAUAUUAGAAGUGUGGUUCAUGUAUGAAUUCUUUUGGUCACCAAGAUCAAUUGGACCAGAGUUUACUGUGAAAGAGCAUUUACAUUGGAGCUCUAUACUGUCUAAACGACUAAACCAUGUGGUUUAAACUCAGCAAUGGUGUUACUUUUUAUGCAAUGUAAUUCACCCCUAUCAUUUAUUUAGACUUAUGUGCUCAAUUGAGUUAACUCAGAAAAAAAGAUGAUGUGACCUA